This is a messenger RNA of Plenodomus lingam JN3, 183 nucleotides long. The record is from RefSeq and is a predicted model, not a curated record. NCBI's taxonomy places the organism in Eukaryota, Fungi, Ascomycota, Dothideomycetes, Pleosporales, Leptosphaeriaceae.
AUGUCGUGUAUUCAAUCGUCCCACGUCUCAAACUUCCUUUUCAUUACCAUUAUCAUUCUACCUCGUCUGCACUAUGCUAUCCCAUCGAGUUCAGCCAGAUACCCAACUGCCCCCGUUGGCUAUAUCGCUGCCGCCACCGCCACCGCCACCGCUGCCAUUACCACUACAAUAACCAACGAAUAA